AAUAGAAAACCGCCAAAAAAAAUCCGGGUAUCUCCCCGCGGCGCCUACAUUCAUGAUUCAUUCAUUGGACAGCAGCUUCCGUUUCCCUGCUCAUCUCCAAAUCUGUCGUACCUUUACUCAAACACUCUAUCAAAAUCCAAAUCUCUCUCUCUCUCUCUCCCCUAAAACACAUGAUCGCCGCUAAUUCUCCGCUCAAUUCCGCAAUCCUCACCCUCCGCACCGCCGACCCGACCCGAAAGCACUGCUCUUUCGAGCCCCUGUGUUCCAGCAACCACCUAAGUUUUAGCUCCUCCGAGCGUGGGUUGUGCAUCACUCGGACCCGGAUGGACUUGCUCCGCCGAUUUGUUACCGGAGGAUGCGUCCGUGACCCCGAUCGCCAGGGGAUAAAGGUGGAGAUCGAUAGCGGCGGCAAAGAUGUAUUUGCCGCCGACCCCAAGGGCAGCGGCGUGCCGGAACAUCUAGUCAUAAUGGUCAAUGGAAUCAUCGGCAGUGCUUCAGACUGGAGAUACGCCGCAGAUCAGUUUGUGAAAAAGCUUCCUGAUAAAGUAAUUGUGCACCGUAGUGAAUGUAACUCUUCAAGACUGACAUUUGAUGGUGUUGACUUGAUGGGUGAGAGGCUAGCUGAAGAGGUAUUAGCUGUCGUCAGAAAGAGGUCUGAGGUGCGGAAAAUAUCUUUUGUGGCUCAUUCCUUGGGGGGUUUGGUUGCAAGGUAUGCCAUCGGAAGGCUGUACAAACCUUUUCCAAAAUCAGAACCCUCGGGUCAAAAUGGUAAUUGUGUAAUUGAAGGGCAUACAAAUAAGUUGACACAAUCCAUUGACCAGCCUCACCAUGGUACAAUUGCUGGACUGGAAGCAAUGAACUUUAUAACAGUCGCAACACCACAUCUUGGUUCAAGGGGAAAUAAACAGCUCCCUUUUCUCUGUGGUCUUCCUUUUCUCGAGAGAAGAGUUUCUCAAACUGCACACUUUAUUGUUGGGAGAUCUGGGAAGCAUCUCUUCCUAACAGACGAUGAUGAUGGCAGACCUCCUCUUCUUCUUCGAAUGGUUAACGACUGUGAUGACCUAAAAUUCAUAUCGGCUUUACGUGCAUUUAAGCGCCGUGUAGCAUAUGCUAAUGCAAAUUAUGAUCAUAUGGUUGGGUGGAGAACAUCAUCAAUCCGGCGUCAAGAUGAACUUCCAAAGUCCAAUCUACUUGUAACCAAUGAGAGAUAUCCACAUAUCGUAUAUAUCAAGCGAGAAACUUUUGAUGAUAUUCAUAUGAAAGCUUCUUCAUCUGCUCAUGACGUAAAAAUAGACUUGGAAGAGGAGAUGAUUAGAGGUCUUACUCAGAUACCUUGGGAACGUGUGGAUGUCAGCUUUCAAAAAAGUACACAACGAUACAUCGCUCAUAAUACCAUUCAGGUGAAGAGCUAUUGGUUGAAUUCUGAUGGUGCGGAUGUGGUUUUCCAUAUCAUAGAUUACUUCCUUCUCUAAGGGCUUGUAGAAGUUUUUAUUUUUUAGUUUUUCUGAUUGGCGAUUCAACAACGGAUUAGACUGCUACUUUAUUGUAAUUUUUAUCAUUUAUAAAGCUUAUCAGGUACAUUGCCCACCUUGAAGGUAAUGUGAUGUAUAUUUGACGUCAAAUGUAAAUGCAGAGAUGUGUAAUUUUUCA
Molecule: messenger RNA, 1650 nt
Organism: Pyrus x bretschneideri (Chinese white pear)
Lineage: Eukaryota; Viridiplantae; Streptophyta; Magnoliopsida; Rosales; Rosaceae
Exons: 10
Coding region: 171-1472 (433 amino acids)
Source: RefSeq, a predicted model, not a curated record